AUGUAUUUUCAAGAGUGCUUUCCGAAAACAGAAGAGGAGUGGCAGAAGCCAGGCUGCUACCAGGACGGACAGCAGGCAUCGAAAUGCAGCAGUUCAUGCAGCCGCAUUAAAUGGCUUCACUGCCAAGGCAGGGGGCAGGGGGAGACAGAGGACAGGAGGACCAAUCUGGAGCAGGGCCAGGCACACAACGGCCACACGGUGCUCUCCAGCCUGCCCCUUCAGAUGCUGCUCUAUUUCAACGUCUUCUUCCUCCCCUUCUGGUGUCUGUCGGAGGCCGUGAUGCUGGAGCUGAAGUUUAGCUUGCUACCCCUUUACUACCAAUGCUUGCUGGUUGCUGCGUACCUGACAAUUGUCGGAGUGGAAUCCGCCCGCCUUUUCCUUGGAUACGUUGGGAAUUUGCAAGAAAAGGUUCCAGAGCUGGCUGGAUUCGUCCUCCUGUCUUUCGUCAUUGAGAUGCCCGUCUUGCUGUUCAUCCUGACGGACCAUCAGGUGAUCCGGAUGCCUCUGGAAAUGGCGGUGCAUGGCGUCCUCCUCUGCUUCCUCACCUCGGAGAUCGUGGCCGCUUCCUUUGCCCUCAAAGACAUGGCCAAGCACCUGGCCAGGCAGUUCUACCUGAUGCAGUUUGAAGGGCGUCCAGGCAGAGUUCGGCACCAGGAGUUCUGUGAGGGGAGCCAACAGCUCUGA
Messenger RNA from Pantherophis guttatus, 684 nucleotides. NCBI's taxonomy places the organism in Eukaryota, Metazoa, Chordata, Lepidosauria, Squamata, Colubridae. The record is from RefSeq and is a predicted model, not a curated record.